AUGGAGAUGCUUAGGAUCAAAAACCCAUCAACGCGGUUCUACUGUUCAUACGCAUUCGACUGGAUAUUUUGCGUGGUCCUCCUCGUACUCUUCUUCUGCCUGGACCGGGUUGAACCCUUCCACAGGGAGUUUUCCGUCGAGGACAGAGCCAUCAUGUACCCGUUCGAACAAAACGAGACAGUGCCAAUCUGGGCCUUGGUGUUGAUCAUGGCUGUCUUUCCUGCGGUGCUGAUGUUUAUUGUUGGUAUUGGGGUCCGGAGAAGUCUCUAUGAUUUUCAUAAUGGACUCUUGGGUCUCUUGCUCUCCGUCCUCUUGUCCACCAUAUUUACUCAGGUCAUGAAGGUCACGGUGGGCAAGCACAGACCAGACUUUUUGGCAAGAUGUGAGCCAAUGCUGAACGGGGCUCCUUUGACCCAGGACCGACCACUACAACUCUGGACCGUCACCGUUUGUGCUCAGACCGACGGACAUACCCUCAGGGACGGCAUGCGUUCUUUCCCCUCCGGACACGCCAGCACGGCAUUCGCAGGACUUGUUUUCUUGGCGUUGUGGAUGUCCGGCAAGAUGCAUGUCUUUGAUAGGAAAGGAUAUUCGCUUAAACCCGUCCUUCUCUUUAUGCCAAUCCUCGACUACCGGCACUCGGGCAUAGACGUGACCUGGGGCGCUAUCAUCGGGAUCAUAUUCGCCAUCUUCUCCUACCUCCAAUACUACCCCUCCCCAACAUCCAGAAACUCUCAUAUCCCUCACCCUUGUCGAGACUUUUCGUCGAAUAUUCACCCGGAUGGUGUGGAUCGCUUGGAGAAUGCUAUUGGGAUCCGGAGGAACAGUGGAGAGUAUAUUGAUGAGUCUUGUGCGCAGGAGCAGGGGCAGAGGAGGGGGCGGCAGUAUGAUGCGACGGGGUAUGUGGAUGAUAGUGAGUAUGGUAAUGGUGGUAAUGGUGGAGCAGGACAGUCGGGGCAACAGGAUUAUCAUUUGCAGAAGCAGCAACAGCGGGCGCUUGAAGCCAGGUACAACCAGGUCAACAGCAAUAGCCAAGUCAGCAACAGUUCUGCAUUAUAG
Linnemannia hyalina is the source of this 1059-nucleotide messenger RNA. NCBI's taxonomy places the organism in Eukaryota, Fungi, Mortierellomycota, Mortierellomycetes, Mortierellales, Mortierellaceae. The record is from the annotation of a GenBank genome assembly.